This is a messenger RNA of Knipowitschia caucasica, 1017 nucleotides long. Lineage: Eukaryota; Metazoa; Chordata; Actinopteri; Gobiiformes; Gobiidae. The record is from the annotation of a GenBank genome assembly.
AUGGAACUGCUGUUGAACUGUUCAGACAGCUUCAACAUAGCAGGCCUGUGCUCUGGUGAUGUAGCCGGAAAAGUCUUAGUCCAUAUUUGGUUUGUGGUCAGCCUGCUUUUGGUUCCUCUUUUCCUGUCCGUCCUGUACAUCGGCUACAAACGAUGGAAGAAACAUCCACGCUCAGCUGUUAGCCACGCUGACGUCUUCUUCUUCAACAUUGUCUUUGUGGAUCUCAUUAAUGUUCUGGCGACUGGUUUGUUCUUUUAUGUUUCGUCCGUCAAAGUAUUGAAUGACAUUGGAAAGGGUCUGACCUGUUUUAGCAAUACUGCAGAGCUGUUCUUCCACACCCUCACCUGUGUGGAGCGCUACCUGGCCGUGGUUCAUCCAAUCGUGUAUCUGCGUUUGAAGAAAAGGGAUGGGGUCUUGAUCCGAAACAUCAGUACUGACAGCAUCAACAUAGCAGGCCUGUGCUCCGGCGAAGUCUUAGUCCAUAUUUGGUUUGUGGUCAGCCUGCUUCUGGUUCCUCUUUUCCUGUACGUCCUGUACAUCGGCUACAGACGAUGGAUGAAACAUCCACGCUCAGCUGUUAGCAACGCUGACGUCUUCAUCUUCAACAUAAUCUUUGUGGAUCUUCUGGGUCUCCUGGGGUUUGGUUUGUCCUUAUAUGUCUUGUCCGUCAAAGUAUUGAAUGACAUUGGAAAGGGUCUGACCUGUUUUAGCAAUACUGCAGAGCUGUUCUUCCACACCCUCACCUGUGUGGAGCGCUACCUGGCCGUGGUUCAUCCAAUCGUGUAUCUGCGUUUGAAGAAAAGGGAUGGGGUCUUGAUCCGAAACAUCAGUACUGAGAAAGAGCAGAGGAAGCACCAGACUGUUUGGCAGCUGAAACCAAAGAACAUUGAUGGACAGAAAGCACUGGUCCCCAAAAGUGAAAAUGGCCACCGCUACAAACAUGAUGGGCUGCCCGUUUGGUGUGGGUACUCGUCUUCCCGUCCCCUGGCCCUGGCCGACCCAAAACCCAGAGCGUGA